AUGUGCUACUUGUUCCUUUUAAAUAGUCUAUUUAAUAAUGCAUUUUUAAUAAUCUUAUUAUUUGUAAAAUAUCUUUUCAUCAAUCCUUUGAUGAUGUCAUCCUCGUCUUGUUCUUCGUUGUGGAGGAAGCCCCCAUGCAGUCCGAGCAGGUCCGCCUGCCUAUCAAAUGGGCCUGGACCUGAUCCCUGGCAGCCUAUCGAGGAUAAUAAAUUUGUCCAAAACAUAAAAAUAAAUAUAAUAAUUGUGUGUAAUCUAUUAUCUCCUGAGAUAAUAUGUGACCUUCUUUAAUUUUAGUCAUUGCGAUCUAGAAGGUUAAUAGGUCAUCAUCUUUAAUUCUGGCUGUUACGAUCCAGUAAGAUGGACAGUUCACAAUUAUUUGAGUGUAUAAAUUUGUCGGUUUUUAUUAGAAGGGGAGGGAGAGGUGGACGCAAGAAAAUACUGGUGUUAGACAGAGAUCAAAGGGGGGAAAAAACAGACCGCAUGUUUGGUCAGAGAUGAGGACACAUCCUACAUCUUUCGAAUCCAACAAUUGGUACUCCUCCUGACCGUCAGAAAAGCGCUUAAGCGUGAGACAAGUACUAACAUGAAGAAAUCAACUCAACCUCCUCCGGCAGACCUGCAGCUGCAGCCUGCAAGGUCGCAGCCCUCUACGCAAGUUCAGACGUCCCUGCCGCAACCGCAGUGACGACGCACGGCACCACGCUCCGGACGUCCACGCGCUACCAACCCCAACUCAACCCGUCGCUGCCACGGCGAUCACUACCCACGCGCUCUUUCCCCCCGUCAAACACCUGCGAGCUAGCUCCGAAGUAAACACAUUCGCUCGCUGCGCGGCUUCCUCCCCUCCCUCCCGCCGUCCGCUUCCCGCGAGACGGGCGACCUCUUCUCCCGACGCCGCGCGGGCUUCCUUUCCCUGGAAUGCCCUCCCCCCGCAGCCGGACGGAGGAGGGGCACUAGGCCGCGGCGGCGGCUCGGAUGGGGCGGCCGGGGUACGUGACGGUGCCGAUACUCUCCGUGCUCGCUGCGAUCGGGUACGUCUACUACACCACGGUGUUCCUGGCGAUCCCCGCCUGGCUGGGGCUAGCCACGGCGGCCGGGAUCACCAACACCGCGGCCUUCACCUUGCUGGCCGCCGCCUGCGUUGCCACCUACGCCGUCGCCGUCUCGCGCGACCCGGGCCGCGUGCCGGCGGCGUUCGUGCCCGACUUCGAGGACGUCGAGAGCCCCAUCUACGAGAUCAAGCGCAAGGGUGGUGAUUUGAGAUACUGCCAGAAAUGUUCCCAUUAUAAGCCUCCUCGUGCGCACCAUUGCCGUGUCUGCAAAAGAUGCGUUCUAAGAAUGGACCACCACUGUAUAUGGAUUAAUAACUGUGUUGGGCAUGAGAACUACAAAAUUUUCCUAGUCUUCGUUCUGUAUGCUGUAAUUGCAAGCCUCUAUUCUAUGGUUCUGAUUAUAGGGGGUGCCGUGCAUAGUUUGCCUAAGGAUGAACAGCCCGGCAGUGAUUCUUCUAGAACAUCUAUUAUUAUUUGUGGCAUUCUUCUGUCUCCAUUAGCUUUGGCAUUGAUGGUCCUCUUGGGUUGGCAUGUUUACCUCAUCAUACAAAAUAAAACUACUAUCGAGUACCACGAAGGAGUUAGGGCAAUGUGGUUGGCUGAAAAGGCUGGAAAUCUCUAUCAUCAUCCUUAUGAUCUUGGAGUCUAUGAGAACCUUGUUUCGGUACUAGGUCCUAACAUAUUGUGCUGGCUCUGCCCAAUAUCAAGGAACAUAGGAAACGGUGUUCGUUUCCGCACAUCAUAUGAUAUUCCGCUAUCUGACACCACCAAUGUGAUGCACACUAGAUAGCACUACAACCAUGUUUGAUAUCUGCUAAUCUGUAAAAGAAACUCAGAGUAAUCGUCUGGCACUAGGGGUGGACCCAUGUUCAAGGCUAGGAGUGCACAGAACACCAGGUAAUUUUUCAUUUUUCAGUGAUCAAUUAUAUGUAUCAAACUCAUAGAACAUCUUUUAGUCUAACAAGUGAGACAUUUAAACUUCUAGUCUAAUAAGUAGAUAUCCCGUCAUUUUUGUUCUAAGUCUGCCGCUGUCUUGGCAAAGCAUUUGGUCAAUGGAGUGAACUGGCAUAUCACUCUUGCAUUGGCUGAAUCCUACGGCAGAGCCAGAGUAGUCUGCAGAAGUACUUGGCGCAGACCAUAAAGCAGUGCUUCAGUUUACCGCAGUGUAUGGCUUUUACAGUAGACACGCAUAAAUUUGCACUUAGACCGUUCAGAAAUUUCAACAGUUAAAAUAUUAUGGUAAACUCGUCCGUAAAUGAUGCGAAAGAUGCAAACAAUGGUUAGAGAAUUUAUAAAGCAGCAGGGAAGAUAUUUCGAAAGAUUCGUCUAAAAUGCAAUGUAGUAUCUCUGCAUGUUUUUAUUGUUCUUCGUAUUACAUUCCAAGACUUCUACUCCAUACUCAGUAUU
Messenger RNA from Phragmites australis (common reed), 2459 nucleotides. Its product is annotated as probable protein S-acyltransferase 16. The transcript has 8 exons. Bases 976 to 1842 code for a protein of 288 amino acids. Gene Ontology annotation, molecular function: palmitoyltransferase activity. The record is from RefSeq and is a predicted model, not a curated record. Lineage: Eukaryota; Viridiplantae; Streptophyta; Magnoliopsida; Poales; Poaceae.